CCAAGCAUAUAUACAUUUGACGCGCACAGAGAAGACCUACUUUCUUUUGCUUUUCUCCCACUAACACAAAAAGACUCACCCUUUUGCUUUUCGUGUUUUUGGAUUGUUGUAGAUCUGCAAACAUAAAGACCACCGGCGAUGAUUCAGGAACUGUUGGGUGGUUCUUCUGGUUUUAUAUCAACUGGUGACAACAGGAAAAUCUCCAUUAACGCAGCUCGUGCCGUUCUUGCACCUCCCAUACCAUCUCCUUCUCUGCCUACUUCCGCCGCCGCAGCUGCCACCACCUCCGGUGCUGCUGCUUCUCCUGCUACCGCCACCUCGUCAAAUUCCGAAAACCAGAACUUGAGGUGUCCGCGAUGCGAUUCGUCAAACACAAAAUUUUGUUACUACAACAACUACAAUCUCACCCAGCCUCGCCACUUCUGCAAGACUUGUCGCCGGUACUGGACCAAAGGAGGUGCUCUGAGAAACGUUCCCAUCGGAGGUGGUUGCCGGAAAAACAAGAGCGUCAGCGCAUCAUCCAACUCCGUGGCGGCCAAGACGAGUGUUGCUGUGGCUAAGAUGAAAACGGCUGCGUCUGAGCUUGGAAGUAGGUCAGGACUUGAUGGCGGCGGCUUUGACCAUCAGGAACUUCCGGCAAGCCCGAUUUUGUGGGGCUCGCCGCAAAAUUCUCAUCUGUUGGCGUUGCUGAGAGCUAGCCAGAGCCAUAACCCUAACCCUAGCCCUUGUGCAAACAAUCCCAUGCCUAAUAUUGGUGUGACUGUGAAGGAAGAAGGGAACUUGAUGAGAUCCCACAUGGUAACUGGACCAGGGGGCUCUAGUGGCCUUCUGAAUGUUCCUCCAACCUCGGGCUUUGAUCCUUCCCUUGGCCUCACUAGCUCUUUCUGGAGAAACAACAAUCUCGAUCAUCAGCCAGCAGCUCAUCAACCACAAAAUGGAGGAUUUGUAUUCGGCGAGCACCAAAACAGUGGGAUCCAGGAACUCUACCAGAGGCUCAGGUCCUCAUCUUCAGCCAACUAUUGCAGUGACGACUCGUCAUCGCUGUUUCUAAGCAACAUGGCUUCUUCUUCUUUAUCAUCAUCUUCCUCUGUAGCCAUUGUAGAGUCAACUCAAGCUAAUGGGAGUGGAAUUGGAUUGGGGUACUGGAACCAACCUCUUUUCUGGUCUGAUCUUCCCACGACCAAUGGUGCACAUCCGUAACCAUACCAUAUAAUUUCUUUUAUUUAAGUGUUUAGAUUUAUUUUCUUCCCAUCAGAAAUGCUUUGUAUUUUAGGGUUUGCUUCCACUAUGGUUGGUUGGUUUGGGUGGUAUAAUAUGAAUAUGGCUGUAGCAUGUUCUUCCUCUCCUUUUUCUGGGUUUGUUUGCUUAAUGGCGUGUUUAAUUAGUUAAACUCCCGUCCAGAAGGACCAGGGAGCGUUAGAAUUGAAUGGUACAAGCGGAGUGUUUAAUUUAUUCUCAAGGCUGGCUACUCAAUAGUUUCCAGAUCUCUUGAUUUAUCGAUCCGAAUCUCUUUUCUUCUU
This is a messenger RNA of Neltuma alba, 1520 nucleotides long. RefSeq names its product dof zinc finger protein DOF1.1-like. The coding region runs from base 139 to 1200 and encodes 353 amino acids. Gene Ontology annotation, molecular function: DNA-binding transcription factor activity; DNA binding. The transcript has a single exon. The record is from RefSeq and is a predicted model, not a curated record. Gene Ontology annotation, biological process: regulation of DNA-templated transcription. NCBI's taxonomy places the organism in Eukaryota, Viridiplantae, Streptophyta, Magnoliopsida, Fabales, Fabaceae.